Symbiodinium sp. CCMP2592 is the source of this 534-nucleotide messenger RNA. The record is from the annotation of a GenBank genome assembly. NCBI's taxonomy places the organism in Eukaryota, Dinophyceae, Suessiales, Symbiodiniaceae.
AUGCAGGAAGGCGACAAGAUCAAAGUGAAGGUGGGCUUUCCUUUGCUUGCGGUUCACAGUAACCAUCGCAACGAUGUAGGUGGACGUUACUUUCAGGUGGCCAACGUGGACGUGAUGAACGAGCAGAUCGCAGUCACCACACGACCCCUGGGUGCUCACGAUGGCACCGGGGCCGGGGGAGAUACCAUGCGGGCGGGAUCGGGAAAGCGGUCCCAGGCUAAGGUCGGCGAGAAGGUGGAGGGCACGAUGAUGAGCCAGUCGCAGGCUGGCAUUUUCUUCGAUGCCGGCUACUCCGAGCACUUUCUCGCCCCAGACAACCUGCUCCGCAAGCCGAAGGACGAAUACACAGGUGGCGAGGUUGCUGAUCUGACUGUAAUGCAAGUGGAUGGAGACCGCAUCACGGUGUCGGACAGGGAGGAUGUGGGCAAGCCAAUCGCAACCUUCGUCCACGGUCAAGAGGUUGCUGGAAAGGUCGUCCGCUACGUGGACAGCCUGGGCAUCUGGAUGGACAUUGGAGCUUCCCGGGAGCGCUGA